This is a messenger RNA of Danaus chrysippus (African queen), 333 nucleotides long. The record is from the annotation of a GenBank genome assembly. Lineage: Eukaryota; Metazoa; Arthropoda; Insecta; Lepidoptera; Nymphalidae.
AUGGUUGGUCUGGAGCAGACAUCGCGUUAUAUAGCCCAGUCUGGCUUUACUAAUUGGGAUGCAGGACACGGCAGGCGGCUUGCGCCCGCGCAUCCUACAAUCGUCAUUUUACACGAUUCGGCAGUUUACUGUGCUAGCUAUACUUUGUAUGGAAUAAUAUCGGAUCAAUUCUUAUCAAGAUUGGCAUCAUUCUGGGACCCUCCAUACUGUCCUAGUCAGCUGUCAGUGGUAGAAUUUAUUGUGCUGGCGCCACUGCGCCUAGCUUUCUUCAUGUUCUUAGAAGUAUCAUGUGAAGACUACAAUAUGAAUAACAUAUUUUAUGGAAACCAGUAA